GAGCUGAGCAACCAGUGCAAGCUGUAGUAGAGAGAGAAGAAACAACAUGGGAGAGCUGUGUGUACGCUCCGUUCUGGUGACUGGAGCCAACCGUGGCCUCGGUCUGGGGUUUGUCCAGCAUUUUCUGAGGAUGCCAAAACCACCUCAGUGGAUCUUUGCGACCUGUCGGGACCCCAAGGGACAGCGAGCACAGGAGUUACAGAAUUUGGCYUCCAAACAUCCCAACCUGGUCAUCAUCGCUCUCGAAGUUGCCAACCCCGCCAGCAUCAAGGCAGCUGCAGCCAAGGUUGGGGAGCACCUGGGGGGCUCUGGGCUGACCCUCCUCAUCAACAAUGCGGGAAUGGUGAAGUCUAAGAACCUUGAGGAUGAAACAUUGGAGGACAUGACCGAGACUUACACCACCAACACAACUGGGCCCCUGCUGAUAGGCCAGGCAUUCCUGCCCUUGCUGAAGAAGGCUGCCCAGGGGAGCCCAGGCUCAGGGCUGAGCUGCAGCAAGGCUGCCAUUGUCAACAUUUCCAGCAUUGGUGGCUCCAUUGCUAGUUCCUUUGGUUGGGAGCAGAUGCAAGUUGUGUCAUACCGCUGCAGCAAGGCUGCUCUGAACAUGCUGACCAAGUGCCAGUCCCUGGCAUACAAAGAGCAUGGCAUCCUCUGUAUCGCUCUCCACCCUGGCUGGGUGCAAACUGAGUUGGGCGGCUCUACUGGAUACACGCCCCCUGUGAGAGUGGAUGACAGCGUGCAAGGGAUGCUGAAGGUCCUCUCCUCCAUCUCUGAGAAAGACAGCGGCCUCUUAUUGGACUGGGAAGGGAAGGUUGUGCCCUGGUGAGACACCACUUCAGGAUCCUGGUGCCGGGACCCUGUGCCACUGCUCCCCCUGCCCCACAUCCUCAAUAAACUCCUGCUGAGAGUGCAACAACAGCUUGUUCAUUGCCAGCUCRCGGGAUGGCCCCUUCCCACAUGAGGUGGUGCCCACAGCUGCCCCUGACCCACRGCUGUCACUGGCAUCCCCAUGAGUGACAACCUGCAGGUCCCAUGGCACCGUGAGUGCCCUCUGGAGACCUCCCCUCCAGGAGGCACUGGAGAAGCUGGAGCAGGUCCCCUCUCCUGAGGGGARAGAGAUCUUCUGAGCUCCUGCAGGACUGGGGAAAGGCUGGGUUUUCUGAGGGGCUGGGGGUCACAGGGACCAGGUGCCMUCUCCCCUCAGCWGGGGGAUGCCUGGUCACAGGUGGGACAGAGGGACACRCAGCACUCGGGCAGAGCACAGGGAUCCUGUGCCCRGCUCA
This is a messenger RNA of Malurus melanocephalus (red-backed fairy wren), 1283 nucleotides long. Its product is annotated as C-factor-like. The coding region runs from base 47 to 826 and encodes 259 amino acids. Lineage: Eukaryota; Metazoa; Chordata; Aves; Passeriformes; Maluridae. The record is from RefSeq and is a predicted model, not a curated record. The transcript is spliced from 6 exons.